GGCAUCUCCGUGUCUGGCUGCUGUCAGGGAUCGACUCACUCUCAUCUCUCCCGGAGGAAAUUCACCGCAGAAAAAAGCCGCCAUGGACGCUGGACCGGGGCCAGAGUGAAGCGGCUCCUCGGUGGAUUACCGUGCGGCCGGCCUCACGCCGGAUGACGGGAGAUGAGCCACGGCAGCGCCAGCCCGCACCAUGAGCAUCCAGAGCCUGGGAGGGGCCAUCGGCGAGUCCCUGGGCUCUAGCCUGACGGUGCGCAUGAGCGGAGCGGGCGGCGGGUGGAGCGCACUCAAACCCGUGUCGUCCGGGCGCGUCGCCUCCGUCUUCCAGACCAUGGUGCCCACCGGCUACACCAAGCUGCAGGAGGAGCGGCUGGCCAUGGCGGACCUGGGCGCCAAGCCCGACGCCGGCCCGCUGCAGAACGGCUACAGGCCGGAGGGGGGGCACCUGGAGGGCCGCCGGGUCCUGGACCGGGCCUCGCGCUCGUCCCUGACGCUGUCGGACUGCGGGGACGGGGGCUUCUCCGAGACGGAGCCCAUGCUGGCCGAGAGGCGGCCGUCCGGGGACGAGGCGGACGGCGAGGACGAGGAGGACGAGGAGGAAGGGCCGGGCUCGGCCCGCCACAACAUGCCCAAGGAGUCCCCGCUCGCCAUGGCGCUGCAGAUUCUGGUGCCUUUCCUCCUGGCCGGGUUUGGAACCGUGUCCGCCGGAAUGGUGCUGGACAUCGUGCAGCACUGGGAGGCGUUCCAGUUCAUCACGGAGAUCUUCAUCCUGGUUCCGGCUCUGCUGGGCCUGAAGGGGAACCUGGAGAUGACUCUGGCGUCCAGGCUGUCCACGGCGGUGAACGUGGGGAAGAUGGACUCCCCCAUCGAGAAGUGGAACCUCAUCAUCGGGAACCUGGCCUUGAAGCAGGUCCAGGCCACCGUGGUGGGCUUCCUGGCCGCCGUAGCAGCCGUAGUCCUGGGCUGGAUCCCCGAGGGGAAGUUCCAGAUGAGCCACGCCGUCCUGCUGUGCUCCAGCAGCGUGGCCACCGCCUUCAUCGCCUCCCUGCUGCAGGGGAUCAUCAUGGUCGGGGUAAUUGUGGGUUCCAAGAAGACGGGCAUCAACCCGGACAACGUGGCCACGCCCAUCGCCGCCAGCUUCGGCGACCUCAUCACCCUGGCCAUCCUGGCCUGGAUCAGCCAGGGCCUCUACAAGUGCCUGGACUCCUACCCCUACGUGUCGUCGCUGGUCUGCGCCUUCUUCAUGUGUCUGACGCCGCUGUGGAUCGUCAUCUCCUCCAAGCACCCGGCCAGUCGCACCCUGCUGUACUCCGGCUGGGAGCCGGUCAUCACCGCCAUGGUCAUCAGCAGCAUCGGAGGACUCAUCCUGGACAAGACGGUGUCGGACCCCAACCUGGCCGGCAUCGUGGUCUACACCCCGGUCAUCAACGGGAUCGGUGGGAAUCUGGUGGCGAUCCAGUCCAGCAGGAUCUCCACCUACCUGCACUUCCACUGCGCUCCGGGGGAGGUUCCCGAGGAGGCCCGGGGCUGCUACUACCCCUGCCGCACCUUCUGCGGCACAGGAGCCAAUCACCGCUCGGCUCAGGUGCUCUUCCUCCUGGUCAUCCCCGGACACCUCAUCUUCCUCUACACCAUCCACCUGAUGAAGAGCGGCCACACCACCCUCACGCCCAUCUUCAUGGCCGUCUACCUGGCCGCCGCCAUGCUGCAGGUGCUGCUGCUGCUGUGCAUCGCCGACUGGAUGGUCCACUCCAUGUGGCGCAGCGGCAAAGACCCCGACAGCUUCUCCAUCCCCUACCUGACGGCGCUGGGCGACCUGCUGGGCACGGCGCUGCUGGCGCUCAGCUUCCACUUCCUGUGGCUCAUCGGGGACCAGGACAGCGACGUGGGCGACUGAGACGGCCCGGCGGUCGCCUCCCCCCCCCCCCACCCCCCGCGGCAUUGUGGGAGCAGACGGGAUGGGACUUCUUCUUCUUCUGCUCCUGCUUCCGUCUCUUCCCCCCUUUCUAAACCAUGAAACUCUCUUCCUGAUCUGUUCUCGGUAGCGACCCUGAUCUGCGUCAUUUUGCACCAAAGCACCUGGAUAUGGAACCGCGGGCCUGUUGAGGAGCGCGGCGGUCCCGGUCCUGGUCCCGGCCCACGGCGGUCUCUGUCUGCCGGCUGAGUCAGUCGGAGGGCGUCUGAAAGGAAAAAGCUUCUGUCGGGAGGACUCGCCGCCCACUGUGUCGCUCACUCUCCACUGCUGCAUUGCUGCGCGGCGCCGGCGGUGGGACCAGCGCCGCCGAGCCGCAGCACCAGGAAAACUUAAAAGGGAAAAGCAUGAAUUAGUGAUGAGGGUACGAAGCGUCUCGCCGCCGUGUUGUUGUGUUUUUGUGUUUUGCGCCUCACUGGGACCUGCUUCCCAACAUUUCAGUCUCAUUUCAGUACAGUAAAGUUCUCGCUGCAGCUGUUAAAUCACAGUUUAUCACACAGGAAACAACCUUUUUUAAAAAAACUUCUUUGCCUUUUGCAGCUUCUGAGUAUCUUGGGAGCAGGCAGUUCACCAACACGCAGCGCCAGGCUGCUGUAGUUUGACACCAGCUUCACUGUGUCAAAUUGAAGAUGCACAGAAGUGUGACGGAAAACAGUACUUUUCAGUUUGUACUGCUUUAAGCUGAUAUGUUGUCCUUUAAUUUACAAUAUUUCGUUCUUCAAAUGUUUCAAAAUGUGGAAAUCAGCGAAUCGGAAUCAAUCUGUAUCUGCUUUCCUUCCAUUGAUGCUAAGUUAGCUUGUUAGCUAACAAAAACUCAAAAGAGCUAGACUGAAGACAACCUGGGGGACUCAGUGUCUCGUUACUGCCGCCUGCUGGUCGACACUGGCAUCGCCUGAGUGUUACUGUAACGUAAAGAACAUUUCUUUUGCCAUAUCAGAUUUUAUUUUUGUUUGUUUUGUUUUCUUUGGGACCAGAUGGGAAAUUAGCAUUUGUCUUACGUGUCAACAGCGUAACUGAAAAAACGUACUUUUUAAUGCCAACACACUCAACGGGGCCAAAUGAAAGGAAGAGGCUCGAUGUCAGUCUGUGGAUGAAAGCGUGAAGCUCGGACCAAAGGUUUUAGCGUAUGCUAGCUUAACGCAGCCAUGCUAACGAUCGGUUCCAGUCUCCAGUUUCAGGACCGAUGAUGGAAAAAUGGAAAACGCCUCCGUGUUUUUUCCAAAAUUCCACUCAUGUGUUUAGAUUGUUUUUGUCAUUUAGCAUCUUUGCUAACAUUAACGUUCGCAGUAGCCUAACGCAGCACUUUCACUGAUGUGUUUGAAUCUCUUCGCCGGCUGGAGGUGCUCCUGGUUACUCCUCCUCUGAAGAGCCAGCUUCAGUCUCCAUCAGAUUGUUCACCCUCGCAUGCAAAAUAUUUGCUGGCAGGUAUUUUGCACUUUGGUUUGUUUUGCCUCCGAGGUGAGAAUUAGCUUAAACGUUAAACAUUUAAGUUUCUGCAUCCGAACCUGUACGUAGCAGCAGGGGCGAAAGCUGAACUUUAAAGGAACGUGACGCAGUAUUUAUUAAAGACAGUCAUUGAAAGUUCAAUGGUCGUCACAUUCCCACCUGUUUACAGAUAUUAGAGCGACUCACUUCACCAUCUAGUGGGAGAAACUGGCAUUACAGCGUUAAAUGGAGUGAAGGUUACAGCAGCAGAAGCUAUCAAGCUAAUCAAUUUAAACAUGAAUGAUUCAGUUUCUCUGUUGUCCACCUGACGGAGGCUUUUUCAGUGUCUCAGUAGAAUUGUCCCGCAUUUCAAAUAAGCGUAUCAAUCAAUCAGUCAAUCACAUCCAAUGGAAAAGAUGUCAAGUUGCAGUAUUGUUUUACCUUUUUCUGUUUUUUUUCCUGGAAGAAUUUCAAAUGUUACCAUGAAUAUGUUGAAGCAGGAGUAUAAAACUCACUUUCAGGUCAAACUGGACCAGAGCUGGUAAUUAAUGGGAAAAAAAAUCAACUUUUAGUGGAGAAUAAGUGCAGUUUGAUUCCUCGUGGCUAAUGCUAAUCACUAGCUUCCACUGCAUACCAGGACCUGGAUCUGAGCUUCCUGCUGGCCGCUUUUGGCCCCCAGAGCCACGUAUUUGACACAGUGCAGCGAUGCUGGGUGGAGGAUUCAGCUUCCAGGUUCAGCAUGAAUUCCAGCCUCCAUCGGUCUUUUUCACAUGAUGCUGAUUGUCUUCUUAAACUUGCUGUUUUACAUUAUUUUUCCUACAUUGUCCAAACGCUUCUUUUAGAAUGAUUCUUAGCUCCGCCCCCUGCUCAUACAGGGUUCGUUAGCUUCGUUUACAUGUUAGCGCUGACGACUCGGCAGUUUACGGAUUUAAAGUGGGACUAUGGGAAAUCUGGUGUGUGAUUGGACGCCGGCUGGCGGCCCCCCUCUACUCCGAUAUGUGCCUCUGGAGAUUCUCUGGUUUUUCUCGCCAUUAAUGCAGUUUUCCUUUCUACUUCAUCGAACGACUUUCUUAACAUGUUGGGUUCUCGCUGGAUUUCCGGGACGAGACCGUCUCUGGGGUUUAAAGAGAAUAAAUGUUGCUGAU
Messenger RNA from Salarias fasciatus (jewelled blenny), 4539 nucleotides. RefSeq names its product solute carrier family 41 member 2b (gene slc41a2b). Gene Ontology annotation, biological process: monoatomic cation transport. The transcript has 11 exons. Gene Ontology annotation, molecular function: monoatomic cation transmembrane transporter activity. Lineage: Eukaryota; Metazoa; Chordata; Actinopteri; Blenniiformes; Blenniidae. Bases 191 to 1894 code for a protein of 567 amino acids. Gene Ontology annotation, cellular component: plasma membrane. The record is from RefSeq and is a predicted model, not a curated record.